Messenger RNA from Neomonachus schauinslandi (Hawaiian monk seal), 3314 nucleotides. RefSeq names its product one cut homeobox 2 (gene ONECUT2). Gene Ontology annotation, molecular function: RNA polymerase II cis-regulatory region sequence-specific DNA binding; DNA-binding transcription factor activity, RNA polymerase II-specific. Gene Ontology annotation, cellular component: nucleus. The record is from RefSeq and is a predicted model, not a curated record. The transcript has 2 exons. The coding region runs from base 1 to 1515 and encodes 504 amino acids. NCBI's taxonomy places the organism in Eukaryota, Metazoa, Chordata, Mammalia, Carnivora, Phocidae. Gene Ontology annotation, biological process: regulation of transcription by RNA polymerase II.
AUGAAGGCUGCCUACACCGCCUAUCGAUGCCUCACCAAAGACCUAGAAGGCUGCGCCAUGAACCCGGAGCUGACAAUGGAAAGUCUGGGCACUUUGCACGGGCCGGCCGGCGGCGGCAGCGGCGGGGGCGGUGGCGGGGGCGGCGGGGGCGGCGGCGGGGGCCCAAGCCAUGAGCAGGAGCUGCUGGCCAGCCCCAGCCCCCACCACGCGGGCCGCGGCGCUGCUGGCUCGCUGCGGGGCCCUCCGCCGCCGCCAACGGCGCACCAGGAGCUGGGGACGGCGGCAGCGGCAGCGGCGGCGGCGUCGCGCUCGGCCAUGGUCACUAGCAUGGCCUCGAUCCUGGACGGCGGUGACUACCGGCCCGAGCUCUCCAUCCCGCUCCAUCACGCCAUGAGCAUGUCUUGCGACUCGUCCCCGCCCGGCAUGGGCAUGAGCAACACCUACACCACGCUGACGCCGCUCCAGCCGCUGCCGCCCAUCUCCACCGUGUCGGACAAGUUCCACCAUCCGCACCCGCACCACCACCCACACCACCACCACCACCACCACCCCCAGCGCCUGUCGGGCAACGUCAGCGGCAGCUUCACCCUCAUGCGCGACGAGCGCGGGCUCCCGACCAUGAACAACCUUUACAGCCCCUACAAGGAGAUGCCCGGCAUGAGCCAGAGCCUGUCCCCGCUGGCCGCCACGCCGCUGGGCAACGGGCUGGGCGGCCUCCACAAUGCGCAGCAGAGCCUGCCCAACUACGGGCCGCCGGGCCACGACAAAAUGCUCAGCCCUAACUUCGACGCGCACCACACUGCCAUGCUGACCCGCGGUGAGCAGCACCUGUCCCGCGGCCUGGGCACCCCGCCCGCGGCCAUGAUGUCGCACCUCAACGGCCUGCACCACCCGGGCCAUGCUCAGUCCCACGGGCCGGUGCUGGCGCCCAGCCGUGAGCGGCCACCCUCGUCCUCGUCUGGCUCGCAGGUGGCUACAUCGGGCCAGCUGGAGGAGAUCAACACCAAAGAGGUGGCCCAGCGGAUCACCGCCGAGCUGAAGCGCUACAGCAUCCCACAGGCUAUCUUUGCGCAGAGGGUGCUGUGCCGGUCUCAGGGGACUCUCUCCGACCUGCUCCGGAACCCAAAACCGUGGAGUAAACUCAAAUCUGGCAGGGAGACCUUUCGCAGGAUGUGGAAGUGGCUGCAGGAGCCCGAGUUCCAGCGCAUGUCGGCCUUACGCCUGGCAGCGUGCAAACGCAAAGAGCAAGAACCAAACAAAGACAGGAACAAUUCCCAGAAGAAAUCCCGCCUGGUGUUCACCGACCUCCAACGCCGAACCCUCUUUGCCAUCUUCAAGGAGAACAAACGGCCAUCCAAAGAGAUGCAGAUCACCAUUUCCCAGCAGCUGGGCCUGGAGCUUACGACUGUCAGCAACUUCUUCAUGAAUGCCCGGCGCCGCAGCCUAGAGAAGUGGCAGGAUGAUCUGAGCACAGCGGGCUCCUCGUCCACCUCCAGCACUUGUACCAAAGCGUGAUGGAAGGACUCUCGGUUGGGCACAGGUCACCUCCAGAUGAGGACAACCGACACAAAAGAAAACACAAAGGAAAAAGACACCGGAUUCUUAGCUGGGGCCCUUCACUGGUGAUUUGAAAGCACAAUUCUCUUGAAAAGAAACUUCUAUUCUAGCUGUAAUCAUAGACCAGGUGUUCUUGUUUUGUUUUGUUUGUAAUGGCUAUGGAGUCCAAGUGCAAGCUGAAAAUUAAUCUUUUUGAACCGGACCUCGUCCUCUGAGCAUGCUAAGCAUCCCAGAAAUCCAAAUGAGGGGCCUUCCUGGAGCGAGUUGAUUUCAGUGUGGUGUCAGCCAAGCUUGGGAUCCCUUCAGAUGUCAACAGUCCCACUUUGGGCCCUGUUGCAGUCAGAGUUCCCACGUGUCAUGGUGGGAAUUUGCCUGUGUAAGGAUUCUGAGUUUGGGCUCCCAAGAUGCUACCAUGAGAGAUUCUUCUAGCAACAAGAAUGACCUCAUCCAAGUGCUUAGCCUCAUCAUACCACAGUACACCAAAGCUCACAGCCAUAACAUAAAAACAUCAGAAUGAUAAUUACUGAGCACAACUUUUAAACACGGAAAUUAAAAAAAAAAUCCAAGGACCUGUUUUUCCAACUCAGGCAUCGUUUCAUUGAAUGGUUUAGAAAGCUUUAAGUUGAUCCAGUUUACAAUUUUCUUUUCCUUACCUCCUGGAAAUCUCACGUGGUCUUGGAUUCAUCAAAAAAAAAAAAUCAGUUCUCUUGAGCUUAACGUAUCAAGCACAACGUAGAUAAACAGAGAAGUAAGGAAGGUUCUGUAUUCACCACAUCUGGAUUUUCAAGACGCUGAUUGUGAAGUCAUUAGGGAAUCGUUGGGAAUAUGGCUUCAAGCACAUUUUGCAGUUUGCUACAAAUUCUGUUUGUACAUAAUGCAGACGCACACUCAGGAGGCCAAUUUAACUGUUACGGUACAUGGAGCAAAUGCAGCAUUUUAAAAGAUCUAGAUUUUUUUUAGAUCAUUGAUGUAUCCUUCUUGGUUAUUAGUCACCUGGUUCCUCCUAUUGUGCAUUGUAACUACCACAUGAUUCAUUCUCAUUCUUUCGGAUUUCAGUUGUUUCUUCAUCCAUCCCAUUGGUAGGGACGUUUUUCAGUGUUUUCUAGCAAGAAAAAAAAAAAGUAAUUCAAACCACCAUACGUGUUACUCAUGAAGGUCAUCUAGUCCCAAUCUCUUCCACUGUCGAAUCAUCCUUGCAAAACAGCUGAAUAAAUCUGGAGAAAACACAGCACACCAAAGAAGCAGAAUACUGCAAACCAAAGACAUUUAUUACUUGCCAUUUUCUAGCCUAAAUGAUUACUUUUAGAAAUCAGAAAACCUCUGCAACUCCGAAUGGCAUUCAGCUCUUGCAUUUGGCUCACCAUCGGGCUGAGCGGACCGGCUAGCCAAGCCACCCAGGGAGUGGCUUUGCCACGCCAGCUCUGGGUCCUGGCUGUCACCUUCCCACAGCACGCAGAAGAGCGCCCACAGAACUCUGGGAGGUUGCGAAGGUCACGAUGUGCAUAUUUACCAGUGAAUGGCCCCAGGUGAGCCCCAUGGGGAUGUUCGAAGCAAGCCAAACGCUGCAAUGAUUCUUUACAGACACUUGAGACUGAAUUUUUUAUGAAUUACUUAAUCGAAACCAAAGAAACUUUUUCUGCACCUACUUCUGCAACAAACAAAACUGUUCCAUUAAAAUGAAUAAAUAAAUAAAUACGUAAAUCAGUGAAAAUCACCACCAAGAAGAAGGAAGCACGCCAGAAAAAAAACAAAAACAA